UCAGCCACAGCCAAAGCAUCGAAUUCUCAAACCCCAUGCUCCAACUGUCGAGAAAAGCACGUGCGCUGUGAUAGGCUACGUCCAGUUUGUACGCGAUGCAAAGAGAAGGGCUCGACCUGCCAGCCGGUCCAACGCAAGCCACCGUUCCGACAGGGAUCUACGGCGGGCCUCGACGCCAGCUUUCCGGGAAACCAGGUGUGGGUGAGCAGUGAGCCCAAGCGGUGGAAGCCACUCAUUGGACAGCAGCAGGCCUCCGAUGGGCUGGAGGUGCCGACACGCCACGUGGUUCAGAAUGCUUACGUAGAGGAUUGCGGGUUCCUGUCGUCCUCGUCGGAGACUAGUGGAGGAGCAUGGGUACAAACCGGCUCGUCAUCGUCGGGAUCUCCUGAUACACCAAAAACUACUCAAGAUGGGCAACUCGAAGGGGACAAGGGGCAUUUGUUCGCGAUGCAAGGAGACCCCGUGCUGCAGCGCUUAAGCUCAGGGCAUUCGCGAGAAAGCACGGGAGCAUCCGUCUCGCCAAGCUAUUUGGCACACCAGACAUCCUUGCAAGAGGCUUGUCUACUUCGAUACUUUAUCGAGGAGAUUUCUCCCUGGUUCGAUCAUUGCGAUCAUCUCAAGCACUUCCGACUGGAAGCCCCCCGACGCGCACGGCACUGCUCGACCGUGCGAAACGCUAUUUUUGCUGUGUCAGCACGGCAUCUGGCUCGUCUUCCCCAGUACAAAACCCCGCACGGGAUUGUGUACCAUGGACAGUUACUCACGGAUAUGGAAGAUGCCACCGCGGUGGAAUACACACUUAGGUGUAUACCCGACCUUAUCAAAUUUCCCGACGUAUCGGACCCGGCCGAUCAAGAGAAUAUCAUGGUCGCCGCAGUCAUCCUUCGCCAGUAUGAGGAGAUGGAGGAAGAUAUGAAUGACGAAGGGCCUGCGGAGACUGCCGCCCAGAGCCGAGUCAACUUUCUAGCCAUCACUCAGACAAUCAUCCAGUCGAGGAUUUCACAUCGCCUUGAGCAGUCGCUGGCAACAGCAGCAUACUGGAUCGCAGUCAGACAGGAGGUAUACUACGCGCUCACGAGAGAACGUGCACCGAUCAUGCAGUUUCAGCCCCAGGACUGGAGGAGAGCAUCGGUCGCAAAUAAGUUCAUCAUGCUCGCUAGCGAGGUCACGAAGUGGUUCUGGGAAGACCGAUCGACCGAUGAAUGGGAGCGGCUUGUGCGACGUGAACAGGAACUGGUGGACGCGUGUCGAAGCGAACUAGUGCCUAUCCUCGAAAAGCGAGCGGAGAAGCUGCAGGGCCAGGUGUUUCCGACCAUCUGGUAUAGCUCUGAGGAUCAAGUAACAGCAAGCCAGCACCUUGAGCUAUCGAGAAUGAUUUUGGUUGCCGAGAGUCCACACCUUGAAAACGCAAACCGGGCGGCACAUCGCAGGACGGAAUCCCAAGUACGCUCCAUAGUCUUGAAAAUCUGUGGCAUAGCUCUGAAUCACAUUGAAUGCAAACCGGCUCUGGUCAACGGUGUGGUUGCUGUGAGUUUAUACGGGGAGUACUUUACGGAGCCUGAAGAACGAGAUGCAUUGAUGACAGAAAUCAUCCAUCGAGCUCAAGAAUUAAAUGCAUGGCCGAUGCAAAAGCGGCAGGAGCGACUAAAGCAGCGAUGGCAGUGCAUGGACGGAUAAAUCCGAUGCCGCCUUGAUGACCGCCUACUUGGACAUGGAAGAUUUAUGCCUCAGGCUUGCAUUCUCCCUCCCAACCACCGACAUUAAGUGUGCUGUACUGUACCAACAGUACGUCCUCAGUCCAACU
Messenger RNA from Aspergillus uvarum CBS 121591, 1804 nucleotides. RefSeq lists its product as uncharacterized. The transcript has 7 exons. Gene Ontology annotation, molecular function: DNA-binding transcription factor activity, RNA polymerase II-specific; zinc ion binding; transcription cis-regulatory region binding. The record is from RefSeq and is a predicted model, not a curated record. NCBI's taxonomy places the organism in Eukaryota, Fungi, Ascomycota, Eurotiomycetes, Eurotiales, Aspergillaceae. Gene Ontology annotation, biological process: positive regulation of transcription by RNA polymerase II. Gene Ontology annotation, cellular component: nucleus. The annotation marks the transcript as partial.